This is a messenger RNA of Opisthorchis viverrini, 1389 nucleotides long. RefSeq lists its product as hypothetical. The transcript has 7 exons. The record is from RefSeq and is a predicted model, not a curated record. Gene Ontology annotation, cellular component: nucleus; mitochondrial nucleoid. Bases 37 to 1140 code for a protein of 367 amino acids. Gene Ontology annotation, molecular function: DNA binding. Gene Ontology annotation, biological process: error-free translesion synthesis. NCBI's taxonomy places the organism in Eukaryota, Metazoa, Platyhelminthes, Trematoda, Opisthorchiida, Opisthorchiidae.
CUUGAACUAAGAUGAAGGUCAUCCUGUCGGAGAAAGAUGCGCAAUGUUCGCUUGUGCACGCUUUCAGUGGUGUGCUCUGUUUUCCCACAGUCGUUUUUACUUUUCAGCUUCCCAUGCAAUCAAGUACGUCCGGGUUGCUUACUUUUCAUUUCUUUACUUAGCCUACAACCCGUUGGGCAGCUUCAGAGCCCGUCUGAUUCGCCUUACGAACCCGGACAAUUGUUUCUCCACAAACAUUUCGGAUAUCGCGGAGUUGUCUUGCAGUCUUGGCCUGCUAAACUCUUUGAUCGAAAUGUUUUAUCUUUAAGAGCGACGGAACUCAAAACCCAUGAAUACAAAAAGGCAGAUGGCUCAAAUGUUAACGUAUACCAAGUCCUCACUGACCAACGUGACACUGACUUGUGUGUAAGAAGAGAUUCGAACGUAGUUUUCUCAUACUUAAAUUCAGGAAUGGAUUAUGUAUUCCAUGAUGAUAUCAUUCCAUACGUUUCCAACGACCCCAUUCCAAUCAAGAAUGAAUAUCUCCAAGAGUUUUUGAUAUGGACCGCUGACAGAGACCCUCCCCUGGUUCCGACGGACAAUCUCCGACGAUGGAUUGAGACACGUAGACAAAGCCUUGAAGUAACAACCGUACACCGGGAAGUUACCGAGGGAAUCCGAACAACCACCAUUCCCUUCUUCAUGGGUCGAAGACUAGUUGGCGUGACGUGCGCUGGAGCCCUUUUCACCAUAAUGGUGUCUGUUUACUGCCCUUCUCCAAUUCCCCUUUUUCUUCUUCAUUUUUCCAUACAGGACAAAAACGACAAACACAUCCGAUACUGGCGUUACCUUAUCCGCCUGGAAAAUUUCACCUCAGAGCGUGUACAACUUCGCGAACGUUUCUGGAAAGUGUUCUCCAUCACUGGCAGUCUGGAGUCGGUUCGAGGCAAGGGUGUGGUGGGCAUGCAACCAGUCCUUUCGGAGGAAAGUCCCGUUUUUCAGUAUCACAGUCAUGUUCAAGUUCCCGUUCCUUGGGCCCACAUGUGGGGGUCUUUCCGCUUUGAGCGUCCCAAUGGGUCUACAAUGGAUGCCAAGAUUCCUUCGUUUCCUCUCUGCGACCGCGCCUAUUGGUCCAACAGCGAGGAGCACUCGAUGGAAUAGUUUUUGUGUCAAAAUGCCCCAUCACCUGCCCUGUACAUAGUCAGCCUCCCUUUCACUCCACCGGGAGCACUUGAUUUCCCGGUUUUCACCUGCUUACUCUAAUCAGUUGUUCGUCAGUUUGAAGACUUUUUAUGGCCAUUAUUUUCAAUUUUGGAUUUUCACUUCCGGUUGCUGUUUUCUUCAUCCUCACGGUAACCAUGUAAUCACAGCUGUUACCUAAUUGUUUACCCCAGUAAAUUCCGAUUGCUC